GCCCACCCAAUUAAAAGACCAUUUGAAGAACACGAGCUCCUCAAAAAACACCCUAGAGAAAAGCAAGAGGAAGACGAAGAGGAAGAGAGAGAAACUGUUUCAGACGCGAAAAUCCCAGAAAGCAAAAUACGAUGUUUUACAAUCGAGGAGGAUAUGGAGACUACCCUGAUGGGCGAGAAAUGGGUCCAAAGAGACAACGGUUGAUGGACCAGGGAUCUUCUUAUUAUGGGGCUUCACCUGGGUAUGGGGCCUCAACUGCAUAUGGAGCUUCAAAUGCCUAUGGAGCCUCACCUGGUUCUAGUAUCAUGUAUAAUCCUUCUCCGUAUACAGGGUAUGUCAGCCAACUUCCCCCAUUUCCCGUUGUCCGACUCCGUGGUCUACCCUUUGACUGUACCGAGGCUGAUGUUCAAGAGUUUCUUCGUGGUCUUGACCUUGUUGAUAUCCUCUUUGUUCACAAAGGUGGUCGGUUUUCUGGCGAAGCGUUUUGUGUUCUGGGGUAUCCUAUGCAGGUAGAUUUUGCCCUCCAAAGAAAUAGACAGAAUGUUGGUAGGAGAUAUGUAGAGGUUUUCCGAGGUAAGAGGCAUGACUAUUACAAGGCUAUUGCAAACGAGGUUUCGGACGCUAGUGGUGUUUCUCCACGUAGAGGUUCUAGAGCAAAGUCACAUGAUGAAGGAAAGGAACAGUUAGAACACACGGGAAUAUUAAGAUUAAGAGGUUUGCCCUUUUCAGCUAGAAGGGAGGAUAUCAAGAACUUCUUCAAAGAUUUUGUUCUUGCAGAUAAUGUCAUUCAUAUCACGUACAAUUCUGCUGGAAGACCAUCUGGGGAAGCUUUUGUGGAGUUUCCUGGUCCAGAGGAUUCUAGGGCCGCCAUGGUUAAAGACAAAAUGACUCUUGGUAGUCGGUAUGUUGAGCUAUUUCCUGCAUUUCGGGAAGAGAUGGAUGAAGCAAUUGCUAAAGGAAGGGCCAAUUCUCAAGACGACCUAAACGAGCCAGUGAAACAUACAGGAGUCUUAAAAUUGAGGGGAUUGCCCUUUUCAGCUACAAAGGAGGAGAUUAUUGAAUUUUUCAAUGGAUUUGUAUUGACAGAAGAUUCAGUCCACAUUACUUCAAUGCCUGAUGGGAGGCCAACUGGUGAAGCUUUCGUGGAGUUUGCGGGCCCCGAAGAUUCAGAGGCUGCAAUGGAAAAAGACAGAAAGAGCCUCGGAAGUCGCUACAUCGAGCUCUUCGCCUCGUCACAGGAAGACCUAAGUGAGGCACUCUCAAAGGGACAGUGAUUUUACAGUCAUAGUUAGUCUCACUUUGUAUGCCUGUUUCUUCUUAUUACAUUUCCAGAAUUCAGAAUAAUGUAGGACACCUAUUAGAGCUACAUGUACUCUUUAUAUGUGAUAGUCCAGAGAGACUUAGUAUUAUCUGAGCAUUGGUUAUUUGUGGAUCUGAAUUUUGUGACGAUUAUUAAAGCUACAUGUAGUUUUAUCUUUAAGUAUCA
Messenger RNA from Spinacia oleracea (spinach), 1486 nucleotides. RefSeq lists its product as uncharacterized. The transcript has 3 exons. Gene Ontology annotation, molecular function: RNA binding. NCBI's taxonomy places the organism in Eukaryota, Viridiplantae, Streptophyta, Magnoliopsida, Caryophyllales, Amaranthaceae. The record is from RefSeq and is a predicted model, not a curated record. The coding region runs from base 132 to 1274 and encodes 380 amino acids.